Formica exsecta is the source of this 1359-nucleotide messenger RNA. RefSeq lists its product as uncharacterized. The transcript has 3 exons. Bases 355 to 825 code for a protein of 156 amino acids. Lineage: Eukaryota; Metazoa; Arthropoda; Insecta; Hymenoptera; Formicidae. The record is from RefSeq and is a predicted model, not a curated record.
UAUGUUUAUAUGCUACACAUACUAUAUAUAUAUAUAUACAUACAUUCUUUUCGCAUUAUGUUAUUAUUGUUAGAUUAAAAUAAAGGUACAUUUAUUGUAAGAAACAUAAUGCAACUUUUAUUUAGUUGUGUCGUGUGUCAAAUUUAUAUUUGGUAAUAUGGCAAAUCGCAAUAUAUAUUAGCUCGCGUGAAAUUACAGUUCAAAAAAACUCUUUGCAAUUGUUUAAAAGAAAGUUUGAAAAGAGUGCAUGUCAGAGCAAACUUCAUACAGACGAAACGUCAAAUAAAUCUAUUUUCCUCCGUGUCGGCAGUGUUUGAUAUUUUUAUAAAAUUAACAAGUACUUAUACAGCAAGAAUGGCAAUGUCGACGAUACAUACGCCGUGUACGUACGAGUUUUCCAGAGGCAAUGGCACCGGUGUGGCAGAAGCGCUUGGAAAUUGGGGUUUCUCUAACAGAGUGUGCAGCGCCGGCCAGGAGCUGCGACGUUUAAAAUGUCUCUUUGCGGAAAUGGAUUCUUUACGCAGACCAACAAAAUCAGCAUUGUGCGUUAAAUAUAAUCCCAGAUAUGAUCCUGAUGCGUGGUACAUUAAGCCUAGUCCCGAUGAAUGUAAACCCGCCUGGACAUUUCCCGCAAACAGGCCUCUGAUUACUCAUUCUUCGACUGUCACGGUUUUGAAGGUCUCUAAUUUACAAGAACUCGGAUCGGAUUUAAAAUACAUUAUACCUGGUCACAGCUACAUGCAACAAGGCACGGACAAAUGGUAUCGUCGAGGUUCAAACUGUUGCUAUCAACCAAGCUGUUUAGCUCCGCAAUGUCCUAUGUGAUAUUGUCAUAGACUGACUUGUUUAUUUUUAAAUUCAUAAGAUAACCGUUUUUAAUUGUAUUUGAUGAUAAUACCAAAUGUUCGUGAUUUUUUUCUAAUAUUAAAGUAUAAUAUUCUACAAUAUAUAUACGUAUAUGUAUGUAUGUGUAUACAUAUAUAUAUAUGUAUAUGUAUAUAUAUGUUAAGUAUAAAGCAGAGUAUAAAGUAUAUCUUUGUAUCAUGUAUAAAAAGGAGAUCGGUAAUGAGAGGAUCAAGAUAUAGGGAUAUGGAUAAGUAAUGGAGCAAUUAUAAUAAAUCAUCGGAUGAUGACAUUCAAGAGCAGUGAAGUCGUUGAAUUUAUUUUUUGUUUUAACGAACACAAAUGUCUCGAGCUUUUGCGCGUUGCGUGAGAACAAUUACAUUAUCGUAUGGUGGGGGCAAGUAAUUUGACUGACUGUAAGAUUUUUUAACACCUUUUUUGCGCGUGACAUCAGUGAAUGAAGAGUAUUUCAUUCUCUCUCUCUCUAUAUAUAUAUAUAAGCUAUACUAGAGCUAG